AUGCAAGAGUCCAUUCUUGGUGUCACUGCGAGACUGGCAAACACACGGCAGGUCCUGGAGCUGGGGUGUGGAGAGGGUGAGGGAGGGUCGGAGUGUGUGUGUGUGUGUGUGUGUGUGUGCUGGGGGGGCUGCUCCCUCUGCCCUACUUUUCCUAGAGGAAACGGGAUAACGCUCUGUCUGUUGCUCUGCAGUGAGGACCAGGAUGAGCUGCAUUGCCAGGACACCGACUCGGAUGUGCCUGAGCAGCGGGACGGCAGGUGCAAGGUCAAGUGGACGCAGGAGGAGGAUGAGCGGCUGAAGAUGUUAGUAAGACAUUAUGGGCAGAAUGACUGGAAGUUCCUGGCCAGUCACUUUCCUAACCGUAGUGACCAGCAGUGUCAGUACCGUUGGCUGAGGGUGUUGAAUCCAGACUUGGUUAAGGGCCCUUGGACCAAAGAGGAGGACCAAAAGGUAAUAGAACUGGUUAAAAAAUAUGGCACCAAACAAUGGACUCUGAUAGCCAAGCACCUGAAAGGACGCUUAGGGAAGCAGUGCCGGGAACGCUGGCAUAACCACCUGAACCCUGAGGUGAAGAAAUCCUCGUGGACAGAGGAGGAGGAUCGCAUCAUUUUUGAGGCCCACAAGGUCCUGGGGAAUCGCUGGGCUGAGAUUGCCAAGCUGCUGCCUGGGAGGACUGACAAUGCUGUGAAGAAUCACUGGAACUCCACCAUCAAGCGCAAAGUGGACACGGGGGGCUUCCUCAAUGAAACAAAGGAGUCCCAGCCACUGUAUUUGCUAGUGGAAGUGGAUGACAAUGAGAGCCAAAGUGGAACAAGAGCUGAGAGCCAGACCGUUGUGCCAAACUGGCCAGUUGAUAUCUCUGAAAUAAAGGAGGAGGAUGUCAGCGAUGAGGAGGUGACAGGUUUGCAGGAGUUACCCUCAGAGUUGCCAGCUGCUGACCUGGCUGAGCACAACGGGGAAGGAACCCCAGAUGAUGUGGUGCCUGAGGAUGCCUCGGCAUCUGUCGCAUCUCCGUACAAAUGGGUCGUUGAAGCUGCCAAUUAUUUGUGUCCUUCGUCUGUCCCAGCAUUAAAUGAAGCUCUGGACAUGAUUGAAUCAGACCCGGAUGGGUGGUGUGACCUGACCCAGUUUGACCUGCCUGAGGAACCCUCUGCUAACAGCAGCAGUAGCAACAGCCCCGUGCGGCAAACGCCCAGCAAACCAACGCCAUCCCUACCCAACGUGACUGAGUACCGCCUGGAUGGCCACACCAUCUCCGACCUGAGCAAGAGCAGCAAGGGGGAACUCAUCCCCAUCUCACCACAUGCGGAGGUGAGCUUUGGCACGCCGCCCUCUGUGUUGAAGAGGCAGAAGAAGAGGAAAAUCUCCCUCUCCCCUGUCACGGAGAAUGCCCCCAGCACCAGCCUCUCCUUCCAUGACUCCUGCAACAGCAUGACGCCCAAGAGCACACCUGUCAAGACACUGCCCUUCUCUCCAUCUCAGUUCUUAAACUUUUGGACCAAACAAGAUACACUAGAACUGGAGAACCCAUCUCUUACCUCCACACCUGUGUGCAGUCAGAAGGUGAUUGUCACCACCCCUCUGCACAGGGACAAGACUCCUCUGCUCCAGAAAAACUCAGCGUUUGUCACACCAGAUCAGAAAUAUGUGGUGGACAAUACUCCACAUACCCCAACACCUUUCAAAAAUGCUCUGGAAAAAUACGGACCAAUUAGGCCUUUGCCGCAGACUCCUCACCUGGAAGAAGACUUGAAAGAGGUGCUCCGAAGUGAAGCAGGCAUUGAACUUAUUAUUGAGGAUGACGUGAAGCCUGAGAAACAGAAAAGGAAACAAGGGUUGCGCAGGAGUCCCAUCAAGAAGGUCCGGAAGUCACUGGCCCUGGAUAUUGUGGAUGAAGAUAUGACGCAAAAUAUGGCAGCCCUCCCCAAAACUAUCUGUUUCAAAAGAACCCAGCCUGUGAAUUUCCUGUCGAGAUCCUUGAAUCUUUCCUCCUCAAACAGGAAGAACGACUCUGGCUUGCUCAACAGAGCCUUUGUGCAAGUACAGUCAGAGAAAAUGUCCUACAGGAAAAUGCCAAGCCAUUUCAGACCACCGGCACCAAUGACCAGGGCUUGGAAGGCGGUGGCCUGUGGUGGAACCCGAGACCAACUCUUCAUGCAGGAGAAAGCACGACAGUUCUUGGGCAUGCUGAAACAAAGUCACACAUCAAGGACCUUAAUCUUAUCGUGAAGGAUUGUUCUACUCUUUUUAUUUUAUGUUUUAAAUUUUGUUAUAAAAGAAGAGGAGGGAACUUCAAAGUUGGGGGGGGAAAAGUCCUCUGCAAGGCCAUAGCGUGUAGGGGUGAAUUUCUUCCUUCUAUUCCCAGGUUAGAUCUGUAUUGUAAUAAAUUGAGUUAACUGCUGGCUUAAAUGUUGGAUGCAAGUUCUGGAAUCCCUGUGGAAAGGCAAAUGAGGGAGGGGUGGAGAACUGACAGCAAGAGCACUCAGCAAGACCUGGGUUCUACAAGCAUAGGAAGCUGAUUCGCCUUCAAGCGUGCACGUCAGGCACUGGAAACAGACUUUGAAGGCUGCUGGAUUUCAUGCUGGCUGCUCUGGUACCUUGGGAAUGGCUCUUGUUAAGUUUCCAUUGCAUCUCCUCAUCUGGUUUUUUGUAGGGGAUGGUGGUUCCUCCUUGCUUCUAGGGUGAAGAUGAUGUGCUGUCAUGAGAGAUGUGCUUUGGGGUGAUUCGCAUUUGGAGUCGGCCAGCCCUGCAGGGCUGUUUGUGGCUGUUUGUACUGCCGUGCUGCACAAUGGGAGCAGCGGGUGCUUCUUCCCAGGGACUUGCUCCCUUUGGAAAUAAACAAUGGUGCUAACAACA
Molecule: messenger RNA, 2856 nt
Organism: Meleagris gallopavo (turkey)
Lineage: Eukaryota; Metazoa; Chordata; Aves; Galliformes; Phasianidae
Source: RefSeq, a predicted model, not a curated record